CGCGCCGCUGCGCCGAUGCCUUUCUCGGGCGAGGAGCGGAGCCUGCAGGGGAUCUACACGCCCGCGCCGCAGCAGCCGCCGGGCCGGGCGCCCGGGCGCGCCGAGGGCUACACCAACCACACCUUCGUCUACGACGAUGGCAGCUCCCGCAGGCUCUCGUCGCCCGGCGGCUGCGGCGGCGGGGACGGCGGCGGGAGCCGCAAGAGCGGGGUCAUUCUGGACAUCGCCGCCCUGAAGAUGACGGAGCUGGAGUCUGAGGUGCUGCCACUGCCGCCCCGAUACCGCUUCCGCGACUUGCUGCUGGGGGACCAGUCCUUCCAGAGCGACGACAGGGUGCAGGUGGAGUUCUACGUGAACGAGAACACCUUCAAGGAGCGCCUCAAGCUGUUCUUCAUCAAGAACCAGCGCUCCAGCCUCAGGAUCCGGCUGUUCAACUUCUCUCUGAAGCUGCUCACCUGCCUGCUGUACAUCGUCCGCGUGCUGCUCGACAACCCCGAGGAGGGCGUGGGCUGCUGGGAAUGCGAGAAGCAGAAUUACACGCUCUUCAACCAGUCCACCAACAUCAACUGGUCCCACAUCUUCUGGGUGGAUAGGAAAACGCCGCUGUGGGCCGUGCAGGUCAGCAUCGCUCUGAUCAGCUUCCUGGAGACCAUGCUGCUCAUCUAUCUCAGCUACAAGGGGAACAUCUGGGAACAGAUUUUUCGCAUUUCAUUCAUCCUUGAAAUGAUCAACACGGUGCCCUUUAUUAUCACGAUAUUCUGGCCUCCUUUAAGGAAUUUAUUCAUUCCCGUUUUCCUGAACUGCUGGCUUGCCAAGUACGCCCUGGAAAACAUGAUAAACGACCUGCACCGAGCCAUACAAAGGACCCAGUCUGCAAUGUUUAACCAAGUGCUCAUUCUCAUCUGCACGCUGCUGUGUCUCGUCUUCACGGGGACCUGCGGCAUCCAGCAUUUAGAAAGAGCAGGAGAGAAGCUCUCCCUUUUCAAGUCCUUCUAUUUCUGCAUCGUCACCUUUUCCACUGUGGGCUACGGAGACGUGACACCGAAGAUCUGGCCUUCCCAGCUCCUGGUCGUUAUAAUGAUCUGCGUCGCCCUUGUCGUGCUGCCCCUCCAGUUCGAGGAGCUCGUGUACCUGUGGAUGGAGCGGCAGAAAUCGGGGGGGAACUACAGCCGCCACCGUGCCCAGACGGAGAAGCACGUGGUGCUGUGUGUCAGCUCGCUCAAGAUCGAUCUCCUCAUGGACUUCCUCAACGAGUUCUACGCCCAUCCGCGCCUGCAGGAUUACUACGUGGUGAUACUUUGUCCAACAGAGAUGGAUAUCCAGGUGCGGCGGGUCCUUCAGAUUCCCCUGUGGUCGCAGCGAGUGAUCUACCUCCAGGGCUCGGCGCUGAAGGACCAGGACCUCAUGAGAGCCAAGAUGGACAACGGAGAAGCCUGUUUCAUCCUCAGCAGCCGAAACGAGGUGGACCGCACGGCCGCGGACCAUCAGACCAUCUUGAGAGCUUGGGCCGUGAAAGAUUUUGCUCCAAACUGUCCUCUCUACGUUCAGAUCCUGAAGCCGGAGAACAAGUUUCACGUCAAGUUUGCUGAUCACGUCGUCUGCGAGGAGGAGUGCAAAUACGCCAUGCUGGCCUUGAACUGCGUCUGCCCCGCCACCUCCACCCUCGUCACCUUGCUGGUGCACACCUCCCGCGGACAGGAGGGCCAGGAGUCCCCGGAGCAGUGGCAGAGGAUGUACGGGCGCUGCUCGGGCAACGAGGUCUACCACAUCCGCAUGGGCGACAGCAAGUUCUUCAUGGAGUACGAGGGCAAGAGCUUCACCUACGCCGCCUUCCACGCGCACAAGAAGUACGGCGUCUGCUUGAUCGGCAUCCGGCGGGAGGAGAACAAGAGCAUCCUGCUGAACCCGGGACCGCGGCACAUCAUGGCCGCGUCCGACACCUGCUUCUACAUCAACAUCACCAAGGAGGAGAACUCUGCCUUCAUCUUCAAGCAGGAGGAGAAGCAGAAGAAGAAGGGCUUUGCGGGCAGGGGUGCCUACGACGGCCCUUCGCGCCUGCCCGUGCACAGCAUCAUCGCGAGCAUGGGUACAGUAGCCAUGGACCUGCAAAACACUGAGUGUCGCCCCAUCAACAGCAGCAAGCUGACGCUGCCGGCCGAGAACGGCGCGGGCACCCGGCGGCCCAGCAUUGCCCCCGUCCUCGAGCUGGCGGAUACCUCCUCCCUGCUGCCCUGCGACCUGCUCAGCGACCAGUCGGAGGACGAGAUGACGCAGUCGGACGAGGAGGGCUCGGCGGUUGCGGAAUACGUGAAAGGCUACCCGCCAAACUCGCCGUACAUCGGGAGCUCGCCAACGCUGUGCCACCUUUUACCCGAGAAAGCGCCUUUCUGCUGCCUGCGGUUGGACAAGGGCUGCAAACACAACAGCUUUGAAGAUGCCAAGGCCUACGGGUUUAAGAACAAGCUGAUCAUAGUUUCAGCAGAGACUGCUGGGAAUGGACUGUAUAACUUCAUCGUCCCCCUCCGUGCAUACUAUCGGUCCCGCAAAGAGCUGAACCCGAUCGUAUUGCUUCUGGACAACAAGCCAGAGCAUCACUUUCUGGAAGCCAUCUGUUGUUUCCCGAUGGUUUACUACAUGGAAGGCACCAUCGACAACCUGGACAGCUUGCUGCAGUGUGGGAUCAUCUAUGCCGACAACCUGGUGGUGGUGGACAAAGAGAGCACCAUGAGCGCCGAAGAGGACUACAUGGCAGACGCAAAGACGAUUGUCAACGUCCAGACCAUGUUCAGGCUCUUCCCCAGCCUCAGCAUUAUCACGGAGCUGACCCACCCCUCCAACAUGAGGUUCAUGCAGUUCAGAGCAAAGGACAGUUACUCCUUGGCCCUUUCCAAGCUAGAAAAGAAAGAGCGUGAGAACGGCUCCAACCUGGCCUUCAUGUUCCGGCUGCCCUUCGCCGCCGGUAGGGUCUUCAGCAUCAGCAUGCUGGACACGCUGCUCUACCAGUCGUUCGUGAAGGACUACAUGAUCACCAUCACCAGGCUGCUGCUGGGCCUCGACACCACGCCGGGCUCGGGCUACCUCUGCGCGAUGAAAAUCACUGAGGACGACCUGUGGAUCCGGACGUACGGCCGCCUCUUCCAGAAGCUCUGCUCGUCCAGCGCCGAGAUCCCCAUCGGGAUCUACAGAACGGAGUCGCACAUGUUCGCAACCUCCGAGCCUCAUGACAUCAGAACGCAGUCACAGAUCUCCAUCAACGUGGAGGACUGCGAGGACACCAGGGACGUGAAGGAGCACUGGGGCAUCAAGACGGGCCACCACAGGAACUCGUGCUCCAGCGACCAGUCGGAGCACCCGCUGCUGCGGCGCAAGAGCAUGCAGUGGGCUCGCCGCCUGAGCCGGAAGGGCAACAAGCACGGCGGCAAGACGGCCGAGUGGAUCAGCCAGCAGCGCCUCAGCCUCUACCGCCGCUCCGAGCGGCAGGAGCUCUCCGAGCUCGUCAAGAACCGCAUGAAGCACCUGGGCUUGCCCACCACCGGCUACGAGGAUGUAGCAAAUUUAACAGCCAGUGAUGUGAUGAAUCGGGUAAACCUGGGAUAUUUGCAAGACGAGAUGAACGACCACCAGAACACGCUCUCCUACGUGCUCAUCAACCCGCCGCCCGACACGCGGCUGGAGCUCAACGACAUCGUGUACCUGAUCCGCUCGGACCCGCUGGCCCACGUGGCCAACGAGGGGCAGAGCCGCAAGGGCAGCGCCGGCGCCCGCCUCGGCCCCUGCAGCCCCGAGACGCGGGACGAGACGCAGCUCUGAGCCGCCGCUGCCCGGGUUGGGGGGGGGACGCUGCGCCGCGCCCCGAAAUGGGCUGUGGCUGCUCACCGGCAUCGCUGUCUGCGCCGGGGACUGCGGCCUGGCGCCUGCCGCGAAGCUACCGGUGCUUUGGAAAUGGUUUUUGCUCCUUCCCGGGGCUGCGGGUGCAGCUGGCCCUGAAAAGCGCCGGGCUGCACUGGGCGGCCCUGGAGAGCCGGGACCCCGCUCCACCGCCGGGGGUCCCGGUGCCAUGGAGGUCCUGGUGCCCCCGCGGAGGGUCCUGGUGCCAUGGAGGUCCUGGUGCCCCCGCGGAGGGUCCCGGUGCUGCUGGGGGUCCUGGUGCCGCUGCCGGGGGUCCCAGUGCUGCUGUGGGUCCCAGUGCCAUGGAGGGUCCUGGUGCCACCGCAAAAGGUCUUGGUGCCACCACGGAAGGUCUUGGUGCCACGGAGGGUCCUGGUGCCACCAGAGAUGGUCCUGGUGCCAUGGAGGCUCCCAGUGCAGCCGUGGGUCCCGGUGCCACCACGGAAGGUCUUGGUGCCGCCGGGGGUCCCAGUGCCACCGCUGCUGGCCGCCCCGCGGGACCGCAGGGAACUUUCUCCAGCGGAAACACCAGAUGUAUUUUUCAUCUAUUUUUGCACACUUGAAGACGUCGAUGUGUGAGCGGUUUAUUUGACUGCCAGGUGAAUAACCGAGCUGGUAACUUUAUAUACUUUUACAUUCAUAUAUUAAAACUUAAAUGUGAUUUUUUUUUUUUUUUUUUUUUUUUAACGAGAAGCCUGUGAAGCACAAGGGCACCGUGCCGCCCCGCCAGGCCCUGCCCGGCUGCCGGGCGAAUGGCUCAUUGCCACUAGCCGUGGCCAGCCCUUCGCCCGGACACACAAUAAAGUUGUUUACAAAAGAAACUGUUUAAAACCACAGCUUUAAGCCAUUGAUGGAGCUGAGUUUGCCCCCGAGGUCCCUGGCCGCCCCCGGCCGCCCAGGCAGCCGGUGCCGUCGGGGCUCCCGCCUCGGCUGCGUGGUCCCGGGCCGGUGCUGCGGCGCCCGGUGCAGGCGUUUGGGAGGAAAAAAUAGACAAAUGUAGCUGAGAGAGGAGAAGGCUUCUGUUGGCUCAGGAAUUGGGGUUUGGGCUUGUCUUUUUUCCUUUCCCCCUUUCCUUUUCCCCUUUCCCUUUUCCCUUUUCCCUUUUUCCUUUCCCUUUUCCCCCUUUCCCCUUUCCCUUUUCCUUUUUCCUCUUUUGUUCUUUUCCUUUUUCCCUUUCCUUCUCCCUUUUCCUUUUCCCUUCCCCUUUUCCCUUUUCCCUUUUCCUCUUUUGUUCUUUUCCUUUUCUCUUUCUCUCCUCCUUUUCCCUUCUCCCUUUCCCUUCUCCUUUCCCUUCCCCUUUUCCCUUCCCCUUCCCCUUUUCCCCUUUUGCUUUCCCUUCUCCCUUUCCCUUUCUUCCUCCUUGUCCUUUCUUUCCUUGUCCUUUCCCUUCCCCAUCUUUCUCACCGCACGCCCGGGGGCAGCUCCCGCCCCGCCAGGGCCGGUGGUGAGGAGCGAGGCCGAAGGCUGCGCCUGCAGAGCCGGUAAAAGA
Messenger RNA from Dromaius novaehollandiae (emu), 5377 nucleotides. RefSeq names its product potassium sodium-activated channel subfamily T member 1 (gene KCNT1). Lineage: Eukaryota; Metazoa; Chordata; Aves; Casuariiformes; Dromaiidae. Gene Ontology annotation, biological process: potassium ion transmembrane transport. Gene Ontology annotation, cellular component: plasma membrane. The transcript is spliced from 32 exons. Gene Ontology annotation, molecular function: intracellular sodium-activated potassium channel activity; outward rectifier potassium channel activity. The record is from RefSeq and is a predicted model, not a curated record. The coding region runs from base 16 to 3810 and encodes 1264 amino acids.